AUGGGAAGAUCAAAUCGUCGUUAUUCGCCUCAAUCCGACACUUCACGGGACCCCUACUGUCAACGUCGCCGCAGCUCCAGCGCUAGUCGGAAACGGGAUAGAAGUCCGAGGAACGGAUAUACCAGGUAUGACGACUCUCCUGACCGUCGCCGUGAUUCACCCGAUUACUCUGGGAGAAGUCGUAGGCCAGAACCCCUAAGAUUAGAUAGAGAAUUAUUAGGUUAUAAUAGUAGCUGUAGAAAUCGCGAUACGCCGUAUCUGGAUCGUGAUUAUCGGGUGAACGAGGAAUCAGACGAGGAAUUGAAGGGUUUGAGCUUUGAAGAAUUCCGGAGAAUGAAGCGCCAAAAAUUGAGGAAGAAUUUCUUGACAAAGAGUUUUAUAUGGAAUUGUACGCCUAGCCCUCCUCCCAUAGGGGAUAACGAUUUGUACGAAGAACAAUCGGAGAAGAAUGAGGAGAAAGACAAGAAGAAGAAGGAUACUAACUCAUUAGUUAGUGAAUCUGAAUCAGAGGAUUCAGAGUCCCAUAUUUCUCAAUCUGAAUCAGAUGAUUCCCGUUCAAGGAAGAAGAGGAAGAGGAAGAGGAGAACCUCGAGCAGAAAGAGUAGAAGCAGGAAAUCAGAGUCAGAUACUGAUAGUGAAUCAAGUGAGGAUAGAAGAAGAAGAAGGAGGAAGAAGAAGAAGACUACGAGCAGAAGAAGUUGCAAGCAGAGAAAGAGCAGAAGAAGUAAAAAGAGAAGGUCUAGUAGUGGAAGUGAAAGUGAUGAAACAAAGGAAGACAAAUCUCUGGUGCAUGAUGAAAUCGACAGUGAGAUGAACGAAGAACUGCUAAAAUUUAAGGAAAUGAUGGAAUCCCGAAAAAAAUCUACUCUGGAAGAUGAAGUUCUGGUGGGGCCUCAGCCUCUACCUAGGGCUGAAGGACAUAUAAGCUAUGGAGGAGCGCUUCGGCCUGGUGAAGGUGAUGCCAUUGCACAAUAUGUUCAACAGGGAAAGCGUAUUCCCAGAAGAGGAGAAGUGGGUCUUUCAGCCGAGGAGAUUCAGAAAUUUGAGACGCUUGGUUAUGUGAUGAGUGGUAGCAGGCACCAAAGGAUGAAUGCCAUUCGUAUCAGGAAGGAAAACCAGGUUUACAGUGCAGAAGAUAAACGUGCUCUGGCCAUGUUCAAUUAUGAGGAGAAAUCAAAGCGAGAGCAGAAGGUUAUGGCGGACUUAAAGAGGCUCGUGGAUCGCCACAUUGGGAAGGACACUGGUUCCUCUCACCACCCUUUUGGUGGUGGGGAUGCUUAACAAUCAUGCAUUUUUGUA
This is a messenger RNA of Impatiens glandulifera, 1299 nucleotides long. RefSeq names its product NF-kappa-B-activating protein-like. The record is from RefSeq and is a predicted model, not a curated record. Gene Ontology annotation, biological process: regulation of gene expression. Bases 1 to 1281 code for a protein of 426 amino acids. The transcript has a single exon. Gene Ontology annotation, molecular function: chromatin binding. Gene Ontology annotation, cellular component: nucleus. NCBI's taxonomy places the organism in Eukaryota, Viridiplantae, Streptophyta, Magnoliopsida, Ericales, Balsaminaceae.